UCUUUAGGUAACCAACCAUGUCGAGUUGCGAGUCAUCAACACGCUCGGAGAUUCGCUCAGUGUUGGUACGGCAUUGGCGUACACUCGAUCGAGCUCGACUUCAUACUUUACACCUAUGGAUGUUGAUCUACGCUGUCGCACAGAUAUUUAUUGUCUAUUAUUUUAGUGAAGUUAGUGAGAUUCUCUUACCGGUGGAAAAGGGUCGGGCAUCAUCAGGACUAUCAGCGAUGCACAAGGAAGAGGUGAAGAAAUGGGCACCUGUUUGUUUUGUUAUAGCGAUGUUAUUCGUGAUUUACUUAUUAUUUAGUAGUUUUUCUAUUCGAUUUCGGGAUCAGAGUAGUGGAUUCGGAUUGGUGCUAUUCUCACUGGUGACAUCAAUGAUUUUUCCGGCAUUCAUGUGGAUUCUGCAUCUUCCAGUUGUUGUUUUUGUAGCUAGAGAACGUGUACAUCUCCGUAUGUACGAUCAUUCAUCACUCUACACGGGAUUAUGUAUAGCAACGGUUGUGCAAUUUUUCGUUUUACCCCGGCAUCGCCGAAUAUUCUUGAUUCUAUCGCUCUUAUGGGUUACAAUAAGCAUGUCGAUUCUGCUUAUUAUCAACUGGGAUGCAAUCCAAGCUGAUGCCGUUUUUAUUUGCUCAUUGAUUUCCUUCCUUUUACAACAACUGAUGAUUUGCUGCGUAGGAAUAGUUUCGGAUUCGAAUGAGGCUGGAAAUCGUGCUGAUAUUGCGAUGAAGCUCACUGAAGCGGUAUAUAGGAGGACGGAACUAGAAACGCUGAAAGACCGUCAGGACCAACUUCUGCUAUCGGUGAUUCCAGCUUAUUUGACGGAUAAAGUUAGCAAAAGCAUAAUACAAUCAAGUAGUACAGCAGCAAGGAAUAACAAUUCGAAGCAUCACAAGCUGUUUCAUGAUUUGCACGUUCAAGUGCACGACAAUGUCAGCAUUCUAUUCGCUGACAUUGUGAACUUCACCGUACUCGCAGCUCAGCUGACAGCCAAAGAUCUUGUGAGGACGCUGAACGAGUUGUACAGCAAAUUUGACAAAGAUGCGCAGAAGCUUCAAUGCAUGCGGAUUAAAUUUCUUGGAGACUGCUACUACUGUGUUUCUGGAAUGCCAGUAAAUCGUCCAAAUCAUGCUGAUAUGUGUGUGGUGAUGGGUCUCGAGAUGAUUAAAACGAUAAAGCAAAUCCGACUGGCCACAGGUGUAGAUGUCAACAUGCGCAUUGGAGUACAUACUGGCUCCGUACUUUGUGGAAUCCUUGGUCUACGAAAAUGGCAAUUUGACAUCUGGAGCGAUGAUGUGACACUGGCGAAUCAUAUGGAAUCAGCUGGUGUGCCUGGAGCUGUUCAUAUAACAAAAACAACAAAGGACAUGCUAUUGGGCGAUUAUUGUAUUGUGGAGGCGAAGUCCGAUGACCCGCAUAUCCUGGCCUAUGGCGAACCAACCUACCAUAUUCUUCCGGAUAAGACAUCAGUAGUUGAGAGAACCGUAUCCAUUUAUAGAAAUAGGAGAAGCACAGGCCUUUGCGACAAUGAUAAAAUGCUCAGCGUAGCCAAUAACAAUGCUUUACAAUGUCGACAUAGCAUGAAAGCCAAGGUCUCCAAAUUGGCCGAGUUUUGGGGUGCAGAAACUCCAUUCGCUAACUUCAACCGCAAAAAGUCGUCAACCAGUUUUGAACCGGGAUUGAUAGUGGAUGACACACCUCGACGUCCAAACUACAGCAACACCAUACAGUCAAUGACGUUGAUUGAAAAUAGCCUGACCAAUUUUUCUUUGAACAACAACAAAGCGAUUCUGUGCAAUUUUUCCGAUUGUAUGUUAUUUUUAAUACUUUCUUUACCUGCAGCCUUUGCUAAUGUUAUGGUGUGCCGACUCUAUUGUCCGGUUGAAGUGCAGCACACAACGGGUAUUCAGCAAUUUUUCACGCUGCUAAUUCUUAUUAUUCUAUCACUUUUUGAUAGAAUUUGCCCUUAUGCCCAUGCACUUUUGACUAGCACUUCGUUUGUGAUCUCGUCAUUCAUCGUUAUAGGACCACAUAUGAUCAUCGCUAAAUCUGAUCUACAUGAGGUGAAACCAUUCACUUCUAUGGUAUUUAUGCCAGCCUGCGUCUCUCAUAUCACUUCAGUAUUUCUGCUCUACCGUAUCCCAUAUUCUUAUCGCUGCGUACUUUUUACAAUUGAUUUCGUCGUAUUUGAAAUUUUGCUAUCAAUAUUUCCCGUGUAUGGUGCUAAGCCAGCUCAGAGCUUUUUGAGCUACCAGCUAACCACGGUAGCGAUCAAUCUAUCGUUUCUGCUGGUAUUAGUGCUGUUCAUCGACUGGAUUACAAAUUACGAGCGAAAAGCUGAAAAUGCCUGCAAUGUUUCAUUCCAAAAUGAAGAACGAGAUGUGGAAACUAUGCAAGACAUCAACAAGUUACUUAUCGAGAAUAUUCUACCCUGCAGUGUCGCAGCCAAGUUCCUGGCCCCUGAUAGGCCUGUCAAUGACUUAUAUGCCCGACAACAUGAGAAUGUUUGCGUAAUGUUUGCUUCGAUACCGAAUUUCAAGGACUUUUGGAGCCAGUGGGAUACAAGUCGAAAGCUAGAGUGCCUGAGGCUGCUCAAUGAAAUCAUUUGCGAGUUUGACAAGCUCCUUUCCAAACCGAAAUUCUCGUCAAUCGAGAAGAUCAAGACCGUUGCCAGUACCUAUAUGGCAGCUUCAGGGCUAAAUGAGAUGGAUGGAGAAUUCGAUGAUGUGAGUGCCAUGGAAUUUGCUGACGAUUGCUGCAAGAAUGGCAAUUCUAAUGGAACAGCUGUAGUAAACAAUAACAACAAUUCGAGCAACAACACGAACAACACUGUUAAUUCGCAAAAGGGAAAUCUGAACAUGAAGAUGUAUCGUAACGCGACAAUGAUGAUCGAAUUUGCGCUAGCAAUGUCACAAAUACUGGACCAAUUGAAUCGUGAUUCAUUCCAAAACUUUGAAUUGCGAAUAGGCAUGAGUGUGGGCCCAUUAGUAGCUGGAGUGAUAGGAGCACAGAAGCCACAAUAUGAUAUCUGGGGAAAUACCGUAAACCUAGCUAGUCGAAUGGAUACCCAUGGUGAACCUAGAAAAAUACACAUGACCCCACAAAUGGGCGAACUACUACGACGUGGAGGAUAUCGAGUGCAUAGUCGGGGAAAGAUCAAAGUCAAGGGAGUAAAGGAACCAAUGGAAACAUUUUUGCUGGAAAUCGAUUCGAAACGCAAUUCUUCAGUGUCGAAUAUUUCCAGCCAUUUGAAUUCAUAGUGACCAAAUUGGCCAAUGUUUUCCUAAUUAAAUUUUCUUUGCAUAAUAAUUGUUGAAUUAUUGCCAAAUACC
Molecule: messenger RNA, 3335 nt
Organism: Cylicocyclus nassatus
Lineage: Eukaryota; Metazoa; Nematoda; Chromadorea; Rhabditida; Strongylidae
Source: the annotation of a GenBank genome assembly